This is a messenger RNA of Clonostachys byssicola, 1692 nucleotides long. The record is from the annotation of a GenBank genome assembly. Lineage: Eukaryota; Fungi; Ascomycota; Sordariomycetes; Hypocreales; Bionectriaceae.
AUGGAAGCAGACGAAUCCUUCAAUCCUGAUCAGACUGACAUUCCAGCGGUCGGAACUCCGGAGCACCAUGGUCAGCAACAUAUUACAUCCCAGGAAUCUGAGGCCGAGAAAGAGGAGGUCUCGCCUCUCACACGUCGACUUCUGAAGCGGCAUCAAAUUGACAGUGAGGUCGAUGAGGAUUGGAACUCUGAAGACGAUUCCGACCAGUCAGCUGAAGACUUCAAUUCGCUCAAACGCCCAGCUGGUGACGAGGAAGAAGUACCCAGGCCCUUCAAGCGCCAGAAAGGCACAUUGAAUCCCGGCUAUCUUGACGUAUUGAAUCGAGACAUAGAGGAUGCCGCAUAUAGUGCCACUCUAGAGGACGAUGAUAAUCUCAAGUCCUCCCAGUUAGGGCUCGUUUGGUGGACAAGAGCAGAGAAGAGAGUCUUCUAUGAGGCCGUUGCAAGACUCGGGCGGGACAACCUUGAGCAGAUCUCGGCUAGGAUCGGGAGCAAGAGCGUUGUCGAAGUCCACCAGUACAUCGAUUUGCUGGAAAAGGAGCAAGAAUCUCGGCGCAGGUCCAAUCUGCGCUCAGUCAUCGAAAUUUCGGAGUACCCAGCGGCAGUUGAGCUAAGCCAGCAGUGCUGCCAUGCCCUUGAUGAGGCUGCCGAUGCGAUAUCGCUAAGGCAGGAGGCUCGAGAGCAGCAGCGGGAGGAAACCAAAUGGGGCGAGAUUUGGAAUCUGACACCGCAAAUAGUGAAAAGUCUGGAAGGUGGUGCGAAAGAGCAGAAUCCUGCCGAUACCCAACUCGCUUCUCUCCAGCUCUUCGACGUGCCCCAGUGGCUUCAGCUCUCCCGGCGCGUCUUCAUGAACUCUUCCAUACCAAGUAAUAACUGGGAGUACAUUGACGACAACCUGCCCUCGAUAUGGGCCACCACCAUUGAAGAUUUCUACUCCCUCGCGCUAUCCAUAACAAGAAGGCUGGUUCAAACAACAAUAUUUACUAGCAUGGCAAGGAUCAGAGCAAGACUCGAAAUGCGGCCAGAAACCCGGAACGUGAUCCUGCGUAGGGAUGUGGAAGUGGCAGUAGAGUCACUCGGCCUAGCUUUCAAUUCCAAAGAGUUCUGGAGGAAGAGUGCAAGGAGACUACGCCUCGAGGUUUACAAGGAUGCUCCUCAAGGAAAUGAAGACGAAGAAUCAUGCCCCAUGCUCUAUGAAGAGGUUGAACAGGAACUGUCGGUAUCAUCCACAGAUAUACAGGUCUUGCCUGAGCCUGAUAAUGACCGGAAGGGUUCGGAUGUUCUAGAUGCACUAGACACGGACGAGUCGGACAGCGAGGUUGCAUUGGGCUCAUCAGAUGAAGAAGAAAGGGCUGUCAAACAAGAGCUCAAUGAAGUGCUCCGAUUCUCUGCAGCCGACCUUCCAGAGACACUGACGUUGCGUCAGUCAUUGAAAACCAGAAUUGAGACAGAACGCAAACAAGAACAAUACGCCGAACGUUGCGACGGGCACGAAAGCUACAAAGCUGAAAUCGAACUCUGGGAUCUCUUACAAGUGAAGCUCCCAAUGAGUAUACUCAAGAUGCCAGAUCCUGGACAAUCACAGAAAUCAACACUGGAACUAGAGAGCAUGUACCCGCUAGGGAGAGACUGGAGAAGUCGCACUAAGUAUUGCAGCGAAUGGGAGCAGGAGUCAACUGCGAAGGAUUCCUGA